Macaca mulatta (Rhesus monkey) is the source of this 2558-nucleotide messenger RNA. It is a transcript of the gene ZFP14, whose product is annotated as ZFP14 zinc finger protein. Gene Ontology annotation, molecular function: DNA-binding transcription repressor activity, RNA polymerase II-specific; RNA polymerase II cis-regulatory region sequence-specific DNA binding. Lineage: Eukaryota; Metazoa; Chordata; Mammalia; Primates; Cercopithecidae. The record is from RefSeq and is a predicted model, not a curated record. Gene Ontology annotation, biological process: regulation of cytokine production; regulation of immune system process; negative regulation of transcription by RNA polymerase II. Gene Ontology annotation, cellular component: nucleus; nucleoplasm.
AACCAGAUGUGAUUACCUUAUUGGAUGAAGAAGGGAAGGAACCCGGGAUGGUUGUAAGGGAAGGGACAAGAAGAUACUGCCCUGAUACUUCGUUAUAAGCAACAGAAAAUGGACUAAGACAAGCGUAAAGUGCAUAGACUUAAAUAGGGCCAGCAGGACUAGCCUUUGUGAAGAAGUGAUUUUGAUUUGAGGCUGAGAAUGAAAACCAGCCAACCAUGCAGUGUCAGAGGAUUCCUCAAAGAAGGAGCAGCCUGUGAAGAGUCCUAUUUAUUUGGAACAGUUGUGGGGCAUUUUGUGCGUUGAAAGAGGCCCAGUAUGCUAUGGACAGAGAGAAUAAAUGGGAGAAGAGAUUUGUUGACAAGCAGCAGCUUUAUUAUUUAUGCUCAGAUUUGGAAUCCAGAUAUAGGACCAAUACUUUAUCUCCAGAAAAGGACAUUUAUGAAAUAUAUUCAUUUCAAUGGGAUAUAAUGGAAAGAAUUAAAAGCUAUAGCCUUCAGGGUUCUGUUUUUAGGAAUGAUUGGGAAUGCAAAAGCAAGAUUGAGGGGGAAAAGCAACAACAAGAGGAAUAUUUUGGGCAAGUGAAAAUUACCUCUGAAAAAAUGACCACUUACAAAAGGCACAAUUUUCUUACGGAGUAUCAGAUCGUUCAUAAUGGAGAAAAGGUGUAUGAGUGUAAGGAGUGUAGGAAGACCUUUAUUCGUCGCUCAACACUUAGUCAACACCUGAGAAUUCAUACUGGUGAGAAACCUUAUAAGUGUAAAGAAUGUGGGCAGGCCUUUAGACAGCGUGCACAUCUUAUUCGACAUCACAAACUUCACACUGGUGAGAAACCCUAUGAAUGUAAGGAGUGUGGGAAGGCCUUUACAGUGCUCCAAGAACUUACUCAACAUCAGAGACUUCAUACGGGUGAAAAGCCCUAUGAAUGUAAGGAAUGUGGAAAGGCCUUUAGAGUACAUCAGCAACUGGCUCGACAUCAGAGAAUUCACACUGGUGAGAAACCCUACGAAUGUAAGGACUGUGGAAAGACCUUUAGACAGUGUACACACCUUACACGCCAUCAGAGACUUCAUACUGCUGAAAAGCUCUAUGAAUGUAAGGAAUGUGGGAAAGCCUUCGUAUGUGGUCCAGACCUUAGAGUACAUCAGAAAAUUCAUUUUGGUGAGAAACCCUAUGAAUGUAAGGAAUGUGGGAAGGCUUUUAGAAUAUGCCAACAACUUACUGUUCAUCAGAGUAUUCAUACUGGUGAGAAACCCUACGAAUGUAAGGAAUGUGGGAAGACUUUUAGAUUAAGACAACAACUAGUUCGCCAUCAGAGAAUACAUACUCGUGAGAAACCCUAUGAAUGUAUGGAAUGUUGGAAGACCUUUAGUAGUUACUCACAGCUAAUUUCACACCAGAGCAUUCAUAUUGGUGAGAGACCCUAUGAAUGUGAAGAGUGUGGAAAGGCCUUUAGACUGCUUUCACAACUUACUCAGCAUCAAAGUAUUCACACUGGUGAGAAACCUUAUGAAUGUAAGGAAUGUAGAAAACCUUUUAGACUGCUCUCACAACUUACCCAACAUCAGAGUAUUCACACUGGUGAGAAACCUUAUGAAUGUAAGGAAUGUGGUAAGGCUUUUAGACUUUAUUCAUUUCUUACUCAACACCAGAGAAUUCAUACUGGUGAGAAACCCUACAAGUGUAAGGAGUGUAAAAAGGCCUUUAGACAGCAUUCACACCUUACUCAACAUCAGAAGAUUCAUAAUGGAAUUUAAUAGAAGAAAGCCUUCAAAUGUAUAUGAUGUUACAGAACAUCAGAAAAUUCAUUUUUGAGAAAAUGUGUUCCAUGCUUAAUUCCAAACAUAAUAAAUUUUAUAUUAGAGAAAGAAUAUGUUGAUUUAAAAGCCUUCCAACACCAUUUAAACAUGGUUUAUCUUCAGCAAAUUCCUAUGAGAAUAACGUAAUGAAUGUAGGAAAAUCUUUAGCCUUAUCUGUCAUUAUCUCCCUUUCUCCACUUUAUUACCAGUGUGAUUUAUUGGACAAGAUACUAAGCUUCUGUGCCUCAUUUUGCUGACUUGUAAAAUGGUAAUAAUAGUACUUAUAUGUAUUAGUUAUUUAUUGCUGUGUAAUAAAUUACCACAAACGUAGUAGCUUAAAAUAACAUAUAUUUAUAUCUUACAAUUUGGAUCAGAAGUAUAGGCAUGACUUAAUUGGGUCCUCUGCUUCAGGGUCUCUUGCAAGGCUACGGAUUUCAGCCAGGGCUGAGGUCUCAUCUGAAGGCUCAACUGGGGAAGGAUCCACAUCCAUACUAACACAGUUGUUACCCAAAUGUAUUUCCGUGAGGCCUGUUGCAUUGAGAUUCUCAGUUUCUAGCUGGCUGUUGGCUGAACGCUGACUGCAGUUCCUGGCCACAAUAGUCUCAUCAGCAUAGCUGCUUGCUUCAUCAAGGCAUGCAAGCCAAAAGCAGGGAGAGUCUGCUAGCAAGAUGGAAGUUACAAUCAUGUGUUAUCUAAUCAUGGAAGUAACAUUCCCUCACCUUCUACUGGUAGAAAUAAGUUACUAGGAUAGCCCACACUCAA